UAAAGUUGUAAAAAAAAUAGAAAGCAUUUCCCUGUAUCAUACAAUUAAUUGCUUGAACUUUUAGACGGCAAGGAAACUUUUGGCUACACCCCUGUUGGUUGUAUGUUAUGAGCUAGGAUAGAUAUUAAAACUCAGGCAUAGAAAGCACGGCAUAGUAAAGUUGAAGCGUAGUGAUUGGAACGUUCCAUGUGAGGAAACAUAUGAAACUUCGGUUCACAGUAGGUCUACUUAUUCAUAUGUUAAACGUAGGAUAAAACAAAAUGGAUUUAGUCAAAUAUCUCUAUCUUCUCCUAUCAGUGAUCCUGGUAUUUCAAACGAUUGUCCGAGCUGAUAACGACGACCACGGAGACGAACAAAAACAACCAAAAUUGGAUGAGUUAGCAUCGAUGGAAGGACACAUGAAGCCACUUGGUUCUGUCGGUCCUUAUUUCAAACUCUUUACAAUCGAGGGCUUCCCUUCGUCUCCCAGGGAAUUUUUCAAUAAAUACGUCAUCCCGUCCACCCCAGUGGUCAUGAAGAAUGCGGCAAAGAUUUCACCGGCUUUCACCAAAUGGACGGAUUCAUACUUCAUCAGCCAUCCCGAAUCCGACAGGGAGGAAAUAUUUGCUGAAGGAAGAAAAAAAGAAAUCCGAACCGAACCAGGUUCGACAAUGACGUUCAAGCAAUUUGUCGAACUUUAUAACACGACUGAUAUGUACAUGGUGCACGGACUACCGAAGCAUUUGAAACCGGAUGUCAUUAUCCCACCGCCAAUGCAAUGCGACCCUGUCAUGGAGAGCAUGCUGGAUGUUGUCACGUGGUUUAGCAGUGGAGGAACGAAAUCGGUUCUUCACAACGAUGACGUGGACAAUCUGAAUUGUUUGUAUCGGGGGAAUAAGACAUUGGUAUUCCUGAACCCACACGACCAUGAUAAUAUAUGGAGAAACCUGAUCGACCGAACAGAUGGCGGUUACUCGUCAAUGGACGUGGAUGCGGUCGAUUACACUAAGUUUCCGGACCUCGCUAAAGUCCGAUAUUCAAAGGUUGACAUGCAAGCGGGAGACUGCCUGUUCAUCCCCUAUGGAUGGUAUCAUCAAGUGAACUCAUUCGGGAGCAACUUGGCAGUCAAUCUCUGGUGGAAACAUCGACCUCAACAAUUCUUCGAUUUGACGGAGGAAGUUUGCGGGGAUUUCACCGGAAGAAAUACGAUUGCAAACAUUUCCUAUCCAGGAAUGGACGAAGCGGAAGAUGGAGGCGGCGGUGCAUAUUCUUCCGCUCCUGAAGGAGGAAGUCCUACAAAAGAGGAGUUUUUGAAACGAUACAAUACAGAGAAUAAAACCGAAGACGAUAAAGUGGAAAAAGAAACGGAAGUUGCGGUCCAGGAGAAAACUCAGACAGAUGGGCAACCAAUUAGUUAUUCUGACGACUACGAAGCUCCCUAUCUGGACCCAGAGCACAAGGAAGAAGAAGUCGAGGCGCCGCCAGUGUCUGAAGAAGACACAGGGGAGGGACCGUACAUUCAGCAAGAAGAACAGAGCCUUGCCGACAAGAUCUACAGAGCUAUUCUUAGAAUCAAAAAACCAGUGAAGAUGAGCGGAUUGAAGAAAUAUGUGUUGAAAAAAAUGCCAGAAACGCUUCAGACAUGGGAUGACCGUUGUCAGGAGAUUUUGAUCAAUUUCUUCGGGUUGUUGGAUCAGAAUAAAGACACAGAACUUACGAUUCUAGACGCUGAACUAUUUUACGAGAAAGAUGAUAAUGUUCGUGAGCAGUUACUGGACGCAAGUGCUUUUUUCGAAGAAGAUUUGAGACAUAGUCUGAAUUUGGCGGGUGCUAAUAAAGAGAGGGAAUUGGUUCAGAAGUUACUCGAUCGUGGCGAACUUGACAAAGAGCAGAUCGCAACAAUAUUUGGCAACAAGUUGGUGAUGCCUGCGCCAAGCCAGCAUGGAAAAGACGAACUAUAGGAUUACUAGAUUGAUACAGAUUUGAGUCGAAAAUUUCUAUUUAUUUGAACAGUUCAAGGGAAUCUUUCAUUCCAUUUGUUGUAGCGUUACGACGGUGUAUCGAAUAUAUAAUAAACAUUGUGAUAUUUGAUGUUUUUAUGACGUCAUGGUUAUGGUUGAUAUUUGUAAAUCGCUACAUGGACGUUUAAACUUGUCAUAUUCAGAGAUGUCGGUAGUUAAUAUUUCCAUUUGCUAGGCUGAUAAUUUUGGUAGAUAAACAUAUAGAUUUUGAUGGCGUCAUGUUUUGAUGACGACAUUUUCAAUUAUAUUGUCUAUGUAAAGUGGGAGCCCUGGUAUGAUUAACAGGAAUGGGAUUUAUUCAAUAUUGACAAAGAGCGCCGUGAUAAAGUACCCCUCAAAAAACUUCCAAUUUUUGAAAAAAUGAAAUUGAAACAUUCACAAUAAAAAUGUCUCAGAAUGUUCAGAACACCCCCCUACUCAUUAAAAAAUCGACUACUAUGCUACUCAUUCAAUAACGUACUUUUAUUUUUAAGUGCAACACUAUUUAAGUGAAAUGGAAUCUACUUUAAUCGGUCAUUUUUUAUUUUUCUCUUUUAUUUUUGAUUUAUCCGCACAGGUUGCCGAUAUGAGAUUAUGCAUCAAAUGUAAUAUUGUUUUUUUUUGAGUCUUUGUUGAACUAUAUAUGUAUUAGUGUUUCAGUGGCGUAUAUGGAAUAUUACAGCGUUUUUGAAAAAAAAAUAGGUCCCUUAUGCCUAGGAGACAUAUAAAAUCCCGUAAAACCCAUAUAUCUUAUAUUUAGAUACUAAUAUAUUAUGGCGUAACAUUUUAUAGUGUAACGCCAUACUAUAUUGUCGAGAUGUAUCGUUACACCAUGCUUUUUGAAAAUCCUUUUCAAUAAUACCCGGCUAAUCGAGUAUCUGAAAACGCCUAAUAGAACUUUAAUUGGCUGGUCACGUAAAUGUCACACAGACUCCGAGUUUGACGAUAUUCUUGCAUACAAAUAGUAUUUCAAAAUUUUCAAUUACUUGCCCAAAUAGUAUGUAAAUAGCUUUGUUGAAAUUUUCGACACAACUUUUUUUAUUUUAUUUCGUCGUAAAAUUCAAUCAGUUUCCAAAUAUGCAGUUUCUUUUUGUUCAUUUUUCAUUUUGAUUUUAUGUUGGUCGAGUAUGUGAUUUGGUAUAGGAACUUAAUUGUAAAAACGUAACAUUUUACUAUAUCUCUUUCUAAAUUACUUGGAUAAUUAUAUUUACUUGUACUAUGUACCAGGGCUGUGAGUCAGACUUCUACUCCUGUUUAAAAAAAGAAUCGUUUGUACAAAGCUCCUGCCACUAAUGCAAAAAUGUGAGAAAGGCAUUCCCACCAAAUAAUAAAUUAAUUAUUAUUCAGUUGGGGUUAAGAAUGAUUUGGGUACUCCAGACGGUGUCCGUCAUCUUGGUGCACAAACUUCUGGAGCGCAAAAGUUUGAAUUUCCAUGUAAUCUGUAUUCUCAUCCUAACCUUGACUGGAUGAACACUCAAGAUUUAUUUUUUUUAUUUUGAGAGGUGACGUUUUUUUAAGGGGGCUUAGUAGAUCCAUUUUCGUAUCCAGAUCCAGUUUGAUGAAAUAUCGACUGCGACUCCAGCCCCGAACUUCAGAGAAAAAAAAAUUGAUAACCAAACUUUGGCGUGAGCCAUUAGUAAUUGGCGGUUAAUGAAGGCUUUGCUAACUUAAGUUUUUUGGUGUUUCUGUAUAAUUUUGAUGCUAAUUCGAAAUUUUGUCUCCACCUAAUUUGAAAUUAUGAUUGCGGUUCCGACAUCACAGCUCUGCUUCGUAUAUUUUAUAAAAAAAAAUUAUUGGGAGGGGCUAUCAAAAUGAAUCGAAAUGUCUAAGUGCCAUGCUCGACCAUUUAAUGUAUAUAUUUGAUGUAAAUACAGGAUAAUAGUAUUUAUUCAGAUGAGAAAUAAAUUUGGUCAAUCGUAA
Messenger RNA from Styela clava, 3899 nucleotides. The record is from RefSeq and is a predicted model, not a curated record. Lineage: Eukaryota; Metazoa; Chordata; Ascidiacea; Stolidobranchia; Styelidae.